This is a messenger RNA of Protopolystoma xenopodis, 633 nucleotides long. NCBI's taxonomy places the organism in Eukaryota, Metazoa, Platyhelminthes, Monogenea, Polystomatidea, Polystomatidae. The record is from the annotation of a GenBank genome assembly.
AUGGGCAAGGUGUCUGCACGACAGGUACUCGUCAAAAGCAGCUUCAUGGCCGACCUUGAACUAGCACAUCUUCGACUUAUCAGGUCGCCAAUGCCCCACGCUUCCACUCAAACAAAUUCAGUCUACAUCUGGCCUUCUUCGCUCUCCUCUUCACCUUCUCCUUACACAUCUUCUGCAAGGUUGGCCAGUUGUCUGCAAAUCAGACAAGCUACUGGCUCCUUUAAUUCUUAUCUUGCCUAUGCGCAGCAAAUCACCUUCCAAGUUUCACCUGAGCUUUUGAACUUAUCUCUGCGCAAUGAGUAUCAUAAAAUGAAUAAACCUCUCCGCCCAGCUCAUUUAUCUGAUAACAUCUUAGGCCGAAAUUAUAGUAGAAAUCCUGGGUUCGAACAUAUCAGACACAAUUCAACACGCUGUCCUUCCUAUUUGUCUAAUAUAUUCAAUGGAGAUGCUUUGUCUCCAGUCGGAGGAUCGGAAGAUUUAGAUGAUGCUCUUGUUCAACAGGUGACGCUUGAUCUCCGGCUCCAGCACAACUCGCCUCGCAGCCUAGGCCACAUCCAUCUAGACCCAAGCAUGGCCUGUUUAGACGCACUAAGUGACUCUAUAAAACCCUGGCAGGCACGUGGCGAAGACUGA